Messenger RNA from Camponotus floridanus (Florida carpenter ant), 1453 nucleotides. Its product is annotated as zinc carboxypeptidase. The record is from RefSeq and is a predicted model, not a curated record. Lineage: Eukaryota; Metazoa; Arthropoda; Insecta; Hymenoptera; Formicidae. Gene Ontology annotation, molecular function: zinc ion binding; metallocarboxypeptidase activity. The transcript is spliced from 7 exons. Gene Ontology annotation, biological process: proteolysis. The coding region runs from base 78 to 1313 and encodes 411 amino acids.
UUUAAAUACAACUGACUGAAACAGAGCGACGAUCACAAAUAUUUCUUACAAAGAAGAGUGUGUUCUUCAGAAUCAUUAUGUGGAAGGCAAUAGUGUUGUGCACGAUCCUGAGUCUGGCAAUCGCCCAGAAAGCUAGAUUCGAUAAUUACAAAGUCUUCAGUAUUAUUCCAACUACAGAGGCGCAGCUUGAAAUUCUUCGCGGAUUAGAAGAAAUUGGAUUCUCUUUUUGGGAGGCACCGAGCUUUGUAGGCAGAAAUGUGGAUCUCAUGGUAGCACCACACCUAUUGCCCGAUUUUUACACAAUAAUGAUUCAGAACGGAGUACCCUAUCGCCUUCAUAUCCAGGAUGUUCAGGCGCUCAUAGAUGAAACGACUCCUUUAAGUCGGUCGACAUCGUUCGAUUUCACUAACUAUCAUACUCUUGACGAAAUUUACAAGGACCUAGAUGAUCUGGCAAAGCAGUAUUCAAACAACGUGCAAGUUCUCAUAGGCGGCAAGACAUAUGAAGGACGUCAAAUCAAGGGCGUCAAGCUUUCCUUUAAGGCAAAUAAUCCUGGAAUCUUCAUCGAGGGUGGCAUUCAUGCCAGAGAAUGGAUCUCUCCGGCAACUGUCAUGUUUAUUCUGCAUCAAUUCUUGACCAGUAAUAAUACGGACGUCAGAAAUCUGGCUGAGAGAUAUGAUUGGUACAUCUUCCCCUCGUUUAAUCCCGACGGAUAUGUAUACACACAUACCACGAACCGAAUGUGGAGGAAGACGCGUAAGCCGUAUAGUUCUUUAUGUUUUGGCAGUGAUCCUAAUAGAAAUUGGAAUUACAGAUGGAACACUGGAGGUGCCAGCAGCAGUCCGUGCGCCGAAACUUAUGCUGGAAGUGAACCGUUUUCUGAAAUAGAGACGAAGAGCCUGUCUGAAUUCAUCGAGUCCAUAAAAGACAAAUUUUACGCAUAUAUCUCUUUCCAUAGUUACUCGCAGCUACUAAUGUUUCCUUACGGCCAUACAACAAAUCAUUUAGAGAAUUACGACGAAGAAUAUGCUAUCAGUUCUAAGGCCGUUGCAGCUCUCGCAAAGAGAUAUGGAACUAAGUAUCAAAACGGAAAUAUUGCCGAAACGAUCUAUGUAGCCACUGGAAGUACUUGUGAUUACAUAAAAGGCGUUUAUAAAAAACAACUCUCCUUCACUUAUGAAUUGCGUGAUCAAGGUCGUUAUGGUUUCUUAUUACCUCCAGAACAAAUUAUUCCAACUGGAGAAGAGACUUUGGAUUCUCUUGUAGCCCUGUUUAAUGAAGCCGAAAAACAUGGAUUUCCUAAAGAGACUUAAAAUUAGCUUAAUUGAUUGUAAAUAUAAUAUCCUUCAUCGAUAACAUAUUCUAAAAACUUAUUGUAUAAAUUGCUGAUUUUUAUAAUAUUAUUUUAUAAAAUUGAUGAUAAUAAAUUUUGGUAUUUCGAUUUUUAAUUAUG